AUUAGUUUUUCUCGAAAUUUUCUUUUACUUUGUUUUCAAUACCUUGUAGGUUGUAGGUUCUGGUUCUUCAUCCAAAACAGGUAAGGGGAAAAAUCAUAAGGGGUCAAUAAAGUAUGGUUUCACCCUAGUAAAAGGGAGAGGUAACCAUCCAAUGGAGGAUUACCAUGUUGCAAAGUUUGUUCAGAUGCAGGAAAAAGAAGUGGGUUUGUUUGCUAUUUAUGAUGGCCACAGGGGAGAUACUGUGCCUUCCUACUUACAGAAACAUUUGUUUUCUAGCAUUUUAAAGGAGGAAGAAUUUUGGGAUAACCCUGCAGAGUCUAUAUCCAAAGCAUAUCAGAACACAGAUCAGGAGAUUCUUUCACAUAGUUCUGAUCUGGGGCAUGGUGGAUCGACAGCUGUAACUGCAAUAUUAAUCAAUGGCCAAAGGUUAUGGAUAGCUAAUGUAGGAGAUUCACGCGCAGUUGUUUCAAGACAAGGUCAAGCAGUGCAAAUGACAACAGAUCAUGAACCCAACACAGAGCGAGGCAUCAUUGAGAAUAAAGGAGGUUUUGUCUCCAACAUGCCAGGUGAUGUGCCUAGAGUAAAUGGGCAACUUGCUGUUUCUCGUGCAUUUGGAGACAAGAGCCUCAAGUCACAUUUACGAUCAGACCCUGAUGUGCAGACUACUGAGGUAGAUAUUGAUAUUGAUAUUCUCAUCCUUGCCAGUGAUGGACUUUGGAAGGUAAUGCCUAAUCAAGAGGCAGUGGAUAUUGCUAGAAGGAUCAGAGACCCUCUGAAAGCAGCUAAGAAAUUAACAGCUGAAGCAUUAAGAAGAGACAGUAAAGAUGAUAUCUCUUGCAUUGUUGUUAGAUUUAGGUGUUAAUAUCUUUUGAAGAGUUGCU
This is a messenger RNA of Vigna umbellata (rice bean), 881 nucleotides long. Its product is annotated as putative protein phosphatase 2C 10. The record is from RefSeq and is a predicted model, not a curated record. Gene Ontology annotation, molecular function: protein serine/threonine phosphatase activity. Gene Ontology annotation, biological process: protein dephosphorylation. NCBI's taxonomy places the organism in Eukaryota, Viridiplantae, Streptophyta, Magnoliopsida, Fabales, Fabaceae.